AUGUCGGAUUCACGGACAGAUCUAGCGCCAAGCGCGUCAUCCCAGCUGCCUCAAGGACAGCCAGCAGCACCACGAAAACCAUUCUCACCCAGCUUGACGGGUUCAAACGAACACCAUAUUGAUCUCAGCGCCUAUCCUAUGGAAGCUCAAAGCAGCAGUCAGCUUGGCAGCCACGCCAAUGUAUACUCAGAGGAUACCUCCGAAGACUACCAAAGAAAGCGCCCUCUUCAGCAACUUGACGUAUCUCGCUACCUCAACAAUAACAGCGUAACCGCCAACCUCCCCUGGGUAGACAGACCCAUCGAGAACCCCGGCCUGGCCUACGCCGAUCGCAACGCAUACAGACACCGCGACGCCCUCAGCCGGAUAUGGACUGGCCCAGAAGAUGACCGAUACCUGAGUGCUACGGAUGGGCGGCUUCGCAAGCUUAUCGUCCAAGCAACCGACGAGGUCCGACGCGGGCCCAAGAACGGAACCUGGUCGCGGAGGGGCAUUCGAAGCGUCACUCCAAUCCAUAUGCGCGUUGUGUAUUGGGUCAUGAAGGAUAUAAUAGAAGGAAAGGAGGAUAGCGUGUCCCUGGAGCUCUGUCUGAAAUGGUUUCCAGCCUGCCUUGCGCUCCUGGCUUUGUUGUUUGUGCCUGCAGAUCUUGGUGGUGAGGUACGGAAUAAUGGGCGAUAUGAGCAGUUCAAGUAUCAUUUUUGGGGUUACCCAUAUAUUCCUAGCAACCCCCGCGAGGCGGCUCAAGGGUCAUCGGCGCUUUCGUUGAAAGCAGCUGAGGAGAUCAAUGGCAUUGCUGAGAGGCCAUUGCGACCGAGAUACUUGUGUUUCCUGUCUGAAGACGGAGUACAAAUAAGAAGCGUCGCCGACUGGGAAGAAGAGCAUGGCCGCGAUGCUAUCCUGCAAUACCUCUUCAUCUCCUACACCUCUGCGCAAUUUCAGGGCCCAGCGGACUGGGACGAGCUUCAUGUUAUUGCUGCAGCCGCAGCACAAACGGCGGGAGUAUCAGCGUACUGGAUCUCAUGCAGUUGCAUGCCAGAACCUGAGCAGGUCUCCGAAGACGUUUACAGAAUCAGCGAUAUCGUCCGUGGAGCACAUUCCCUAGCCAUCAUUCUAGGACCCCCGGCGACAGACCCUUCCUCGAAUCCAGAUAUGAAGACCAUGCUGCAACACUGGGGAGAGCGCAUGUGGACGUUCCCAGAAGUCCUACUCAGUCCAACAGACAGGCCCAUCGCCAUCUACACUCGCGGUGGCGAUAUCUGGAACCCUCAUUUCCUGCCCAAGCGCAAUUUCCCAGCAGAAGCAUGGAUCGAUGCCCCAGACUCCAGACAACUCGUCGACCACUACGAGGGUUCUGUUGUUCUCAGUCCAUUGGAGCUGGUCACGCUUGCCUUGCAGUGCCUGAGCACUCGCGCAAACAACACAACGGCCUACCUCAAGGGUGAUCUGACAUACGUCCUCAUGGGCCUCCUCCGGCGACGACCAAGAGUCAACUCCGAGAACACUGCCUUCCAGGAGUUUUGCCGCCUCUCCCUAGCAAACGAUAGCAACCGGCUCCUCGAGCGCCUUAUUUGCCUCCUUCCUCGGAACAGAGACCAACCCUGGCACCACAUUGACGACGCCUGGGCACGGAGUCUCUGGGAUAUUACACCUUUAUGCCAGGUCGACGGCGUCGGCGAGAACGACACUGUCAUUCUAGGCGGUGGAUUCGCGGCGCCAAUCCGCUGGAAGUCAUUCACGCCUGUCAAUCUCAUGCUCCGAAACACGCUGAAGCGAAUGAUUGCGCAGAUUGCCAUCCGCGGUGUGCCCGCGUUCCUCGUAGCAGGUGCUUUCUUUCUUGGAGUGAGCAAAUCCGAGGGCGGAAUGCUUGUGCCCUUUACUGUACUUGGCUGGCUGCUUAUGAUACCGGCGAUUGCUGCCGUCUUGUGCUCGCCGUACCUCCUGGGGGCUCUAUAUACGGGGAAGCCGUGGCGCGCGCAACCGUGGUUGUUUGGGUUCGAGGGCUACAUGGAUAAAGCUGAGAUCGAGACAAUGAUCUUCGGAACGAAUCUGAAUAGGUUCAAGUGGAGCCCGUAUUCGAGUGAGCUGUCGAGACAUGAGAGUGUACAGGCCGAGUGUAUUGGUAUUGAUCCGACACUUGAUCCUGUGGUGCGAGAGACCAUCGCCAGAUCCCAGGGGCUUGGAUACGGCGCUGAGAAGGUGUUUACGCUUGUUGAUACGAAUCUUAUGACCGUUACGCUGUUUACUGCUGUGCGGCCGCCUGUUGCGCUUGUCCUGUGUGGGAGCGAGGGCGGCAUGCAGCGGGGACUGCUGUGUUCGUAUGACUGGAAGAGCCAGACGCUGUAUAAGGAGAGUGUGCUGCGAGUUGAUACGAUGGUGUUGGAGAAGAUGUCGAGAGUCGAUCGAUUUCGAUUAGGGCUGAGGAGGCCACUGGCACAGACGGUCCCUGUCCCUUACACUGACACACCCGCGGUUUAA
This is a messenger RNA of Aspergillus versicolor CBS 583.65, 2475 nucleotides long. RefSeq lists its product as uncharacterized. NCBI's taxonomy places the organism in Eukaryota, Fungi, Ascomycota, Eurotiomycetes, Eurotiales, Aspergillaceae. The record is from RefSeq and is a predicted model, not a curated record. The transcript has 4 exons. Bases 1 to 2475 code for a protein of 824 amino acids.